AUGUCCCAAUUGGCCGACCAGAUGCGGUACGACGCCGUUGCCACCGUCGGCUGUCCAGCCCACAUCGGCUCGGCCGCGCUACCCAGGAGUUUCAGCGCCGGCGGUGGAUCGGCGAAUUCGAGGUCCGAUUACAGCGAGCUAAUCAGGGCGGCUUCCGUAAGGGAUCAUUUGGGGAGCAAGAGUGUUUCUCAGAAACAGGGUCCGGCGGCAGCCGGCAAAGUCAGGGGAGGAGCAGGGAAGGUGCCCAGAAGCUAUAGCGUUGGUCUUGGAAGGAUUGAAGAGGAGAAGUCCGGCGAAUUGGGGGAAGAUUAUACUUCGAUUGGUAGUGGCGCUUUUCACAGAAGCAGAAGUUGCGCCGUUUCCGCCGCCGGCGGUGUACUCGCCGGGAUCAGGACGGGUAAAUUCCAGAAGCCAGUGGCAAUUGCAACAGCUCUAGCCUAG
Messenger RNA from Linum tenue, 441 nucleotides. NCBI's taxonomy places the organism in Eukaryota, Viridiplantae, Streptophyta, Magnoliopsida, Malpighiales, Linaceae. The record is from the annotation of a GenBank genome assembly.